Vitis riparia (riverbank grape) is the source of this 2659-nucleotide messenger RNA. Its product is annotated as glutamate receptor 2.7-like. NCBI's taxonomy places the organism in Eukaryota, Viridiplantae, Streptophyta, Magnoliopsida, Vitales, Vitaceae. Gene Ontology annotation, molecular function: signaling receptor activity; ligand-gated monoatomic ion channel activity. Gene Ontology annotation, cellular component: plasma membrane. Bases 61 to 2580 code for a protein of 839 amino acids. The transcript is spliced from 5 exons. The record is from RefSeq and is a predicted model, not a curated record.
GGCAACAUUGGUGUUAUCGUAGAUAAUAGUUCGCGUAUCGGUAAAGAAGAGAUAGUAGCAAUGAAGUUAGCCAUCCAUGACUUCAACAACAAAUCUAAUCGACAAUUGGAUUUGCAUGUGAGAGACUCUCAAAGUGAUCCAGUUCUUACUUUGCUUUCCGCCAGAAAUCUGAUCAAGAAGAGGAGAGUGCAAGCUAUUAUCGGCCUUGAGACAUGGGAAGAAGCAUCUUUAGUUGUGGAGCUUGGUAGUAAAGCUCAUAUUCCGAUUGUUUCCUUGGCUGAUGCAGCUCCGCAGUGGGCAACAGAUCGCUGGCCGUUCCUUGUUCGAGUCUCCCCGGAGAAACGCCUGCAAAUGAAAGCUGUGGCAGCCAUUAUCGGGUCUUGGGGAUGGCGUCGGAUCAAUGUGAUAUACGAGGAUACCAACUCUGCUGGCUCUGAGAUCAUUCCAUUUCUUGCUGAUGCCCUCAAGCAAGUUGGUUCAGAAAUCGGAUACCUUGCAGCUCUCCCACCAUCAUCUGCAGUUAAUUCUUCUUCUUUAUCUGAUCAGCUCCAACGGCUUAAAGGAAAGCAGUCGCAAGUCUUUGUGGUUCAUUCAUCUUUAUCAAUGGCGGAGCGUCUGUUUUCAAAAGCUAAUGAAUUGGGCAUGAUGGAAAAGGGUUCUGUUUGGAUCACUACAGACAGCAUCACAAAUCUUGUACAUUCCAUGAAUUCCUCAAUCAUCUCUUCCAUGGAAGGUGUUUUAGGAAUGAAGAGCUUCUUCCAGAAAGACGGAGCCCGGUUCCAAGACUUCUACUCCAGAUUUCGACAGAAGUUUCGAUCACUGUAUCCUAAGGAAGACAACUACGAGCCUGGGAUUUUCGCCGUUCGGGCAUACGAUGCUGUGUGGUCUGUUGCUCUAGCAAUGGACAACAACGGGUCAACCCAACAAUUGUUAGAAAAGAUUGAACUCAGCGAUUUCCAUGGCCUCACAAAUAGAAUCAAAUUUGAGAGACGACGCUUGGCUCCACAGCGCAUGUUUCAGAUUGUUAAUGUGAUUGGAAAAAGUUAUAGAGAGCUCGGAUUCUGGUCGGAGGGAUCAGGCUUCGCCAAGCCUACUAAUGGUCAAAUUCAAAACAGUAGCUCCAUGGACAUCCUGGGGCAAGUGUUUUGGCCAGGAGGCCUUAUUUCCACCCCAAGAGGAUGGGUACUUCCUACAAGCGAAACCCCAUUGCGAAUUGGAGUGCCCCUCAAUGGCACAUUCAAACAAUUUGUUUCUGUAACAUAUGAUGAUGGAGGCAAUCAAUCGGUUUCCGGGUUCUCAAUCGAAGUCUUCAAAGCAGUUCUGAAACAUUUAAACUACAGUCUACCUUAUGAGUUUUUUCCCUUCAGUGGUACCUAUGAUGAUUUGGUGGAACAGGUUCAUCUCAAGAAAUUUGAUGCAGUGGUAGGUGAUACGUCGAUAGUUUCAAAGAGAUGUGACCAGGCUGAAUUUUCGCAUCCCUACACAGAACCAGGAUUGGUGAUGAUAGUUCCUGAGAAAGUAGAGAAAUCCAAUAGGGCUUGGUUAUUCAUGAAGCCCUUCACCAAGGCGAUGUGGGUUCUAACAGGUGCUAUAACCAUCUACAAUGGCUUCACCCUCUGGUUGAUAGAACGAAACCAAAACCCAGAACUUAUGACAGGCUCUAUUCUGAACCAAAUGGGAACCUUGGUUUGCCUAUCCUUCACCACCCUCUUCUCUAUGCAUGGAGGAAGGCAACAUAGUAAUCUGUCCCGGUUGGUAAUGGUGGUCUGGCUGUUCGCAUCUCUGGUGAUAACGAAUAGCUACACUGCUAAUCUUACGAGCAUGCUUACGGUCCAACGCCUUGAACCUACUGUGGUCGAUGUGGAAGAUCUGAAGAGUGCUAAUUCCAUUGUUGGGUGCAGCAAACGAUCAUUCGCGGUGAGGUAUUUGGUGGAUGUCAUAGGAAUAAAAAUGAGAAACAUAAAAGAUAUUACUACAGCUGACCAGUAUGCUCGAGAUCUCAGAAGCGGAGAGAUAGCAGCAGCCUUCAUUGAAGCUCCCUACGCCAAAAUAUUCCUUGCCCAAAACUGCAAAGGCUUUGCUGCUUCUGGGAAAACAUACAAAGUUGGUGGCUUUGGAUUUGUGUUUCCAAAGGGAUCAUCUAUUCUUCCAGACAUAUCUAAAGCAGUCUUGGAGGUGGCCGAAAAAGGUGAGUUAGACGACUUAGAGAACAAUUUGAUUGGAUCCCAGAAGUGUGAUUCAAAUGCAGAAACCAGUAAGGAUAGCAGUAGUCUUAGCCCUAGCAGCUUUUGGGUUCUUUUCUUAAUAACAGGAGGUGUAUCAACAGUUUGUCUUGUAAUCUUCAUGGCCAGAGAAAGGUUAACCUAUUUGUAUAAUUAUUCGUUGGGGCAUAUGGCCAUUUGGAGACUAAUAUCAGCUGUAAUGAGAAGAUGGAGAUCACAUCCACGUGGUCGAUUCUCUAGAGGAAUUAGCGACGUAAAAAGUAAUGGAAAUGCCCAACACGCAUCUAUGCAUUCACCACAAUACUUUGGAUAUAGAGUGCCAUGGCAAAGAAAUUGCAGCUCUAGAAGUUCUUCCUAAAUCCACAAGCUAAAUCAACCCCAAAAAAUCCAAAUUUUAGAGGAUACUUGGGAAACCAUAACCCAUAUGUGAAUGCAUU